Messenger RNA from Bubalus bubalis (water buffalo), 1873 nucleotides. RefSeq names its product TNF receptor superfamily member 9 (gene TNFRSF9). The coding region runs from base 179 to 943 and encodes 254 amino acids. The record is from RefSeq and is a predicted model, not a curated record. Gene Ontology annotation, cellular component: external side of plasma membrane. Gene Ontology annotation, biological process: negative regulation of cell population proliferation; apoptotic process. Lineage: Eukaryota; Metazoa; Chordata; Mammalia; Artiodactyla; Bovidae. Gene Ontology annotation, molecular function: signaling receptor activity; cytokine binding. The transcript is spliced from 8 exons.
CUCCCCUCUUUGACCUGCAGCUCUUCUCAGCUGCAGAUCUCACUGCUCUGAAGAUCAAGGAGAAGCAAAUUUCUUCAGCAGCCCUGGAAUCUCCAGAGUGGGUAUUUGUGAAACCAGCUACUUUGAUUAAAAUUCUGUUGGACUCUGCUUGGCUAAUAAAUCUCUGCAAGAUUUCAUCAUGGGAAAUGGCUAUUACAACAUAGUGGCCACUGUGCUAUUGGUCAUGAAUCUUGAGAGGACACGAUCAUUGCAGGAUUUCUGUAACUGUUCAGCAGGUACUUUCUGUGGGAAAAGCAGUCCAGAGCUUUGCAUUUCUUGUCCUUUAAACAGUUUCUCCAGCACAAGUGGACAGAAGUCCUGUGACAUAUGCAGAAAGUGUGAAGGUAUUUUCAGGAUCAAGAAGCCGUGUUCCUCCACCAGCAAUGCAGAGUGUGAAUGCAUUCCGGGAUUCCACUGCGAAGGGGCAGGAUGUUCCAUGUGUGAAAAGGACUGUAAACAAGGUCAAGAAUUAACAAAUGAGGGUUGUAAAGACUGCUCUUUUGGGACUUUUAAUGAUCGGGAACAUGGCAUCUGUCGACCUUGGACAGACUGUUCUUUGAAUGGAAAGGCUGUCCUUGUAAACGGGACGAAGGAAAGUGACGUAGUGUGUGGACCACCAUCAUCUGACUUCUCUCCAGAUACAUCCUCCACCAUCGUGCCUGCCCCUGGGAGAGAGUCAGGUCUCACCUCCCAGAUCAUCAUCUUCUUCCUUGCCCUGACAUCAGCUGCCAUGCUGUGCCUGGCGUCCUUCAUGGUUCUCCGUUUCUCUGUGAUUAAACAGGGCAGAAAGAAGCUCCUGUAUAUAUUCAAACAACCAUUUAUGAGACCAGUACAAACAGCCCAAGAGGAAGAUGCCUGCAGCUGCCGAUUUCCAGAAGAAGAGGAAGGAGAGUGUGAACUGUGAAGAUGUGUUGGGACUCUCUUGAGAAGAAUCGCAGGAGAAAUAUGAAGGAUCCCACUAUUGUACUUUCUAAAACAUCAUUCCAGAUCACACCCAGGAUUACCCCAACAAACUUUUCCUAAAUGCUAGUGAAUUGGUCUUUGAAGAUGUACCACUUUUAACAGAACAGAAAAAUGGGACAGAACUGGUGGUGAAGGGGGCAUUUUGUACAUACUGCUUAAGAGGUUCAGGCUAGUUUUCUUGAAACCAAGAGAAGUAUAUUUUAAAUUUAAUCAUGGAACCCAAUGGUGCAGCUAAAAUGAUAAUCAAAAUCAGUUCUAUUUUUUUUUCUGGUGCUCAUAUGAAGUGUGUCAAUAAGCCGUAAGAUGCAGACAAUAUCCCCGACCAGAUUUUCCAUUGGUUCAAGCAUCCUCAACAAGGGCCUCCUCCACUGUCGGGAGAAAGAAUGAUGACAAUCAUCGUCAUGGCCCAAGUUUGGGAUCAAGAGCAAAAAAAUGAAAAAAAAAAAAAAAGGCAGACCUUGGGACUUCCCUGGUGGUGUAGCAGUCAAGACUCCAUACUCCCAAUGCAGAGGGCACAGGUUUGAUCACUGGUUGGGGAGCUAAGAUUCCCUCAUGCUGUGUGAUGCAGUCAAAAACAAACAAAAAGGGAAAAAAAGAAAAAAAGCAGACCUUGAUGAAGAGUUCUGAAAAGAAUCCAUGGGUAUCCUGUGGUCCUCUCCAUCUUCACAUCUUCUGCCUUUGUCCUACUCCCCUCUGAGUCACAACUUACUUUUUUAUAUUCUUAAAAAACUUAAACCGUAAUAUUUGAUAUACAUAAACUAGGAGACCCACGAACACAUCACCCGACCAAGCAAGAGUUGCCAAACUCCCAUGGGCCAAAUCUGAGAUGCCGUGUGCCUUCAUAUGGUUUUACAUGUAUAAAUAGUUAAAA